AUGCCUCCUAUUCAGUCUAAGACUGAAGGUAGGGGUAACGGUAUCAAAACAGCUAUUGUUAAUUUGGCGGAAGUUGCUCGUGCUUUGAACCGUCCGUCUCCAUAUUUGGUGAAAUUUUUUGGUUACGAGUUGGGUGCACAAACGCAGGUUGACAGAUUCCUUGUUAACGGUGUCCAUGACACAUCCGAGUUGCAAGAUUCGCUAGAUGGGUUCAUUAACAAAUUUGUUUUAUGUGGCUCGUGUAAGAACCCCGAGACUGAGAUUGUUCUCAAGGGUAAAGACACACUAGAAAGAGAUUGUAAAGCAUGCGGUAAGGUUACCAUUAUUGACCCCAAACACAAGUUAUAUUCAUAUAUCGUGAAAAAUCCACCAGACAACAAAAAGGGCAAGAAAACUGGUACUGCUACUGCCAAUGUUGUUGGUGGUGGUAAAUCGAUUUCGGAUAUUGUAGCAGGUCAUGAAGGUGACGUUUCCGGCACCAAUCUCGAUGAUGAUGACGAGGAUGAUGAUUUGUUGGCAAAGAAAAUCAAUGCCGAAGCUGCACAGUUGCAAGAGUUGAAGGUUAAGGAUGACGAAUGGGCAGUUGAUAUGUCACAGGAAGCCAUUGCAGCUAGAGCAAGAGAGUUGGAAAGCGGAUUGAGCAAACCUGCUCCUACCAAGUUUGAUGAAUUGGGUGAGUGGUUGAUAGCUGAAUCUGAUGGGUCAGUUGAAAAUUUGCCAUCAGAUGUUGAAAUUUACAAAAAAAUUGUGGAAUUGGACAUUGUUGAUGCCCCAGAAACCUUGCAAGUUUUGGCGCAAACUCUAUUCGACAAGGACAUAGUAAACCAAAUAGAGCCCCACGUUGGUUUAUUGGCUAAGUUGAUCAAUGGCAGAGCUGAAUUUGAACAAUCGUUGCUUGGUGGAUUGGAGAGAUUCAUUGGUGUAACAAAACCGGAAUUAAUACCUCAAACUCCAAAGAUUUUGCAUGGAUUCUACGAGAGAGAUUUGCUUGGUGAAGAAGUGAUUAUUCCUUGGGGUCAAAAGAUUUCAAAGAAAUAUGUGCCAAAGGAUGUGUCCAAAAAGGUUAGAAAAGCUGCUAGACCCUUUGUACAUUGGUUGCAAGAAGCAGAAGAGGAGGAUAGUGAUGAAGAGGAGUAA
Lodderomyces oxycetoniae is the source of this 1137-nucleotide messenger RNA. RefSeq names its product translation initiation factor eIF5 (gene TIF5). Gene Ontology annotation, biological process: formation of cytoplasmic translation initiation complex; translational initiation; formation of translation preinitiation complex. NCBI's taxonomy places the organism in Eukaryota, Fungi, Ascomycota, Pichiomycetes, Serinales, Debaryomycetaceae. Gene Ontology annotation, molecular function: GDP-dissociation inhibitor activity; eukaryotic initiation factor eIF2 binding; translation initiation factor activity. Gene Ontology annotation, cellular component: cytosol. The transcript has a single exon. The record is from RefSeq and is a predicted model, not a curated record. Bases 1 to 1137 code for a protein of 378 amino acids.